Chelonus insularis is the source of this 960-nucleotide messenger RNA. RefSeq lists its product as uncharacterized. The record is from RefSeq and is a predicted model, not a curated record. Lineage: Eukaryota; Metazoa; Arthropoda; Insecta; Hymenoptera; Braconidae. The transcript has 2 exons. Bases 1 to 960 code for a protein of 319 amino acids.
AUGCCAUUAAAAUUUGUGGUGAAUCAAAAAGGUGGAAAUAAUCUUGUGGAUGAAGACGGUUACAUAUAUGUAUAUCAUCACGAUGGAGUUAAUAAUAAAUACAUUUGGCGUUGUGAAUUUUACGCUGGAGGACCAUGCGGUAAAUGUCUGGCUCGUAUUCACACAACCUCUAAAGACAAGGAUGGUAAAAUAAUCAAAAUGAUAAAUAGCCAUCAUCAUAGACCAGAUGCUGCCAGAUUGAAAUCACUAAAAGUGAUGGAACUAUUGAAGAGAAAGGCUAAGCGUUCUACAAAACCCAGUAUUGUUGUUGUUGCGUCAUUGCUUGAGAAUGUUGAUCCUGCUGUAUUAUGUCAACUAGCUAGUCCUCACAGUUUAGCAAAGACUGUACAACGUGUUCGUAAUAAGAACGUUAAUGUGAUAUUACCAAAUCCAAAGUCUGUUGAUAAUCUUACUAUUCCUGAAGGUUAUCGCGUGUAUAGUGAACGAAAAAUUGAUUUUUUAAAAUAUGAUUCUAAGGACUCAAAUGUGGCUAGUAGUGAACGUUUACUGAUAUUUACGACUGACAAUAACUUAUCAGUACUAAGAAAUGCUGAAGUGUGGUAUGCAGAUGGAACAUUCCAAACUGUUCCGCGAAUAUUUUAUCAAUUAUAUACUAUACAUGCAAAUGUGAAUGAUGCAGUUGUGCCACUUGUUUAUGUUCUUGUUACUGGUAAAUUUAAAUCUGUUUAUGUUGAAAUAUUGAAACAAUUACAAAUACUUGAGCCACGUUUAGAUCCAAAGACAAUAAUAGUAGAUUUUGAAAUAGCAUUUAUACAUGCUGUCGAAGAAGUGUUUCCUAAUGUUCUUGUCAAAGGCUGCUUUUUCUAUUAUACUCAAGCUAUCUGGCGAAAAAUACAGGCUUACCAUUUACAGAACAAUUAUGCCAAGGACUCUGAAUAUGCAUUAAAUUUAAAAAUGUAA